This is a messenger RNA of Fonsecaea nubica, 750 nucleotides long. Its product is annotated as triosephosphate isomerase. NCBI's taxonomy places the organism in Eukaryota, Fungi, Ascomycota, Eurotiomycetes, Chaetothyriales, Herpotrichiellaceae. Gene Ontology annotation, molecular function: triose-phosphate isomerase activity. The transcript has 5 exons. The record is from RefSeq and is a predicted model, not a curated record. Gene Ontology annotation, cellular component: cytosol. Gene Ontology annotation, biological process: glycerol catabolic process; glycolytic process; glyceraldehyde-3-phosphate biosynthetic process. Bases 1 to 750 code for a protein of 249 amino acids.
AUGGGUCGAAAACCAUUUGUUGGCGGCAACUUUAAAAUGAAUGGGACGAUCAAGUCCAUCAAAGAGAUUGUCCACAACUUGUCCACAGCCAAGCUCGACCCGAACACCGAAGUAGUCAUCGCACCCCCGAGUCUGUACCUCCUGCUGGCCCGCGAACACCUCUCCCCCAACAUUGAAGUCGCAGCUCAAAAUGUCUUUGACAAGCCCAACGGGGCUUUUACCGGUGAAAUCUCAGUGGCGCAAUUGAAGGACAGUGGGAUCACAUGGACACUGCUGGGUCACUCGGAACGCCGAACCAUCCUCCGUGAGGAAGAUGAGUUCGUGGCUUGCAAGACCAAAGCCGCACUCGACGGCGGAAUUGGUGUCAUUCUGUGCUGCGGCGAGAGUCUCGAGGAGCGGGAAAAGGGUAUCACGGUCGAUGUUGUCACAAGACAAUUGGACGCGGUGAACAAGUCUAUCGGCAAGGAUGGCUGGAAGAAUGUGGUGAUCGCAUACGAGCCCAUCUGGGCCAUUGGGACAGGCAAGGUUGCAACGACUGAACAAGCGCAGGAAGUUCAUGCAGCCAUCAGAAAAUGGUUGAAGGACGCCGUCUCGACCGAAGCCGCCGAGAACACCAGAAUCAUCUAUGGUGGAAGCGUCAACGAGAAGAACUGCAGGGAUUUGGCCAAGCAGCCUGAUGUGGAUGGAUUUUUGGUCGGCGGCGCCAGCUUGAAACCUGCCUUCGUCGAGAUUAUCAAUGCGUUCAGUUAG